Molecule: messenger RNA, 1172 nt
Organism: Halteromyces radiatus
Lineage: Eukaryota; Fungi; Mucoromycota; Mucoromycetes; Mucorales; Cunninghamellaceae
Product: ribosomal protein S5 domain 2-type protein
Exons: 2
Coding region: 224-1120 (298 amino acids)
Biological process (GO): regulation of translational initiation
Cellular component (GO): cytoplasm
Molecular function (GO): protein binding
Source: RefSeq, a predicted model, not a curated record
AAAAAAGAAAGAAAGAAAGAAAAGGUUUCAAGCUUAUCAAUCUUUCAACUGUCCUCUCCUUAUUGCCAAAAAAAAGAAAGUAAACAUCAUCAUCAUCCAUGGUCUUUCUUGAUGUGUAAGAGCGGGUGUUGAAUUUGUUCCUCUUUGGUGGGUAAAAGAAUUCACCCUCUUCUUUUUUCCCUUUCUUUUCUUUUCUUUUCUUUUCUUUUGAUUCAUACAAACCAUGAAUACAACAUCCGAAGAAAACGAACAAUUACAACAAGAAGAGCGGAUGGCGGUGUGUGCCAUCUAUGGGGAUGAUAUCUUACAGUUGGAUCAAGGCAACAGUUCAGCGGAUCAGGCAGUGUACAGUCUUACAUUGAAUAUCGAUCAAGAUGAUCCUAAUAUUGUGUCUCCUCGCGUAUUUGUACUUCGUCUCUUUUUUCCAAGCACCUAUCCUAGUGUGGAUAUGCCUGUGUUUGAAGUGGCUACUCGGUACUGUGGUUCUCAUAAAGUAGACAGUGACAUGGUGGACACCAUCGAACAAGGAUUACGCGCAUUGUUUGAACCUGGUCAAGUUAUCUUGUUUGAAUGGAUCCAAUGGUUACGUGAUUAUAUUCAAGACAAUAUUACUCCUUCUUACGUCCCAUUGCCUACCCCUCAAGAAGACAACACCAAUAACAAAAACGACAACAAAAAUGAAAACCCUUCUUCGUUGCCAACCGACCCUGUUCCAUCCAUCUUUUCUAGUGAACCCCUCGUCGACCGAAAAUCAACCUUUGUUGCUCACGUGGCUCAUGUCAAGACAGCUCAUCAAGUCCAACAAGUCGUGCACACUUUAUUACAAAACAACAAGAUCGCUCGUGCAACUCAUAAUAUCAUGGCUUAUCGAAUCCAAUUGGAAGGUGAUCAAAUAUUACAAGAUAAUGAUGAUGAUGGUGAAACGGCUGCUGGCGGUCGUCUGAUGCAUUUAUUACAAAUUUUGGAUGUCAAAGAUGUCGUCGUAGUAGUCAGUCGAUGGUUUGGUGGUAUACUUCUUGGAGCUGAUCGUUUUAAGGAUAUCAACAAUUGCGCUAGGAAGGCCUUGGAAGAUUGUGGUUAUGUCAAGAUGGACCAAAACAAGAAAAAAGGAAAAAAAUAGUAUAUAUAUAUAUAGUUUACCCCACUUUUUUUUUUUUUACCAUUUUUUUUUU